AGUGACUGCGCAUGCUCGGCAACAACAGCAACAACGUGAAGCAGAAGAAGGACGCCGACAGCAGCUCGUGAGCACUGCAGUGCACAGCGCCGACCGUCCAACCUCUCUAUGCUCGUGUUCGCCUUUCUUCACCACCACCGACGACACGGAGGAAAACAGGCGGCUGUCUUUGAUUUAAAACAUCCGAGAUUUCACGAAGUCCUGCCUCCUUUCACCUCCGCGUGCAUUGUGUGGCGUGAACAGCGAUUGACGGAUUUGGUAGAUAAAAACAUCUGGUUCCUUACUCGCUGACUACUCAGUGGAACGAGAAUUGAAUCGGAGAAAUCCACUGCCUGAAAGAGAGUCCUGGAGCAGCAGGGGGCUAAAAAACAUCUCAGUGGCUCUUAUCCAGGGAGUACCACCAUCGGUGCAGUGGGGGCGAAGCUGCUUUUGGGUCAAAACAAACCUAUCAUCAUGGAUCUUGAUGAGGAGGAGAAUAUGAGUUCAAGCAGCACUGACGUUAAGGAAAACCGAAACCUGGGCAACGUGUCCUGCAAAGAUGGGAUGGGAGUCGCUGAUCAGCUCCCCAAUGGAAGUGGCCCUGGCAAUCGAAAGCGCCCCUUAGAGGAGGGUAACAAUGGCCAAGCCCAUUCCAAGUUCAGAGCCAAGAAGCGCAAGAAAGCACCUGGGCCUGUGCUGCCCAAGAAUGCUCUGAUGCAGCUGAAUGAAAUCAAGCCAGGUCUACAGUACAAACUGCUGUCUCAGACAGGACCAGUCCAUGCACCAGUUUUUGUUAUGACAGUAGAGGUUAAUGGUCAGGUGUUUGAGGGCAUGGGCCCAACCAAGAAGAAGGCUAAACUGAAUGCAGCUGAGAAAGCACUACGUUCCUUUGUCCAGUUCCCCAAUGCCUCUGAGGCUCACCUGGCCAUGGGCCGAACCCUAACGGUGAACACAGACUUUACAUCUGACCAAGCCGACUUUCCAGACAUGCUUUUCAAUGGCUUUGAGACACCAGCUGUAUCUGAAGAAUCCUUCUAUCUAGGUUCCAAUGGUACAAAUUCACUAGGGGAGUACCCAUUGCCUACACCACCUGGCAGCAACCUUGCCCAGGCCCCGUUGCCCCCUCCAUCUGCAUUCAGCUCACCAUCCUCUGGCAAAAACCCAGUCAUGAUCCUCAAUGAGCUCAGACCAGGCCUCAAAUACGAGUUUGUCUCAGAAAGCGGUGAGAGUCAUGCCAAGAAUUUUGUGAUGUCAGUAACAGUGGAUGCACAGACAUUUGAAGGCUCAGGACGCAACAAGAAGCUGGCCAAAGCUCGGGCAGCACAAGCUGCACUAUCUGCUCUGUUCAACAUGCAACUUGACCAGACACCAUCCCGGCAACCUAUACCAAGAGAAGGGUUGCAGCUUCACCUACCCCAGGUUCUGGCUGAUGCCGUCUCUCGCCUGGUGGUUGAUAAGUUCAGUGAGCUGACAGACAACUUCACCUCCCCCCAUGCCCGUCGAAAAGUCCUGGCAGGAGUCGUGAUGACGACAGGGACAGAUGUGAAGGAAGCGCAGGUUAUUUGCGUCUCCACGGGAACCAAAUGCAUCAACGGUGAGUACAUGAGCGACCGCGGCCUGGCACUCAAUGACUGCCACGCUGAGAUAAUCGCCCGACGCUCGCUCAUCAGGUACCUCUACACCCAGCUGGAGUUCUUUCUCAGCGGCAACAAAGAGGACUACCAGAAGUCGAUCUUUGUCGUGUGCGACAAGGGAGGCUACAUGUUAAAGGAUAACGUUCAGUUCCACCUCUACAUCAGCACCUCGCCCUGCGGAGACGCCAGGAUUUUCUCUCCACACGAAGCCGGAGUGGAAGAUCAGGGAGACAGACAUCCGAACCGCAAAGCAAGAGGUCAGCUGAGGACCAAAAUUGAGUCAGGAGAGGGCACCAUCCCCGUGAGGUCCAGCAACACCAUCCAGACCUGGGACGGGGUUCUUCAAGGAGAGAGGCUGCUCACCAUGUCCUGCAGUGACAAGAUUGCAAGGUGGAAUGUGGUGGGCAUCCAGGGCUCGCUGAUGAGCUACUUCACCGAGCCCAUCUACUUCUCCAGCAUCAUCCUGGGCAGCCUUUACCAUGCCGACCACCUCUCCAGGGCCAUGUACCAGCGCAUCGCCGACAUCGAGGACCUGCCGCAGCAGUUCAACCUCAACAGGCCUCUGCUCAGCGGAAUUAGCAACGCUGAGGCCAGACAGCCGGGCAAGGCACCAAACUUCAGCGUGAACUGGACGGUUGGCGACCAGGCCCUGGAAGUGAUCAACGCCACCACAGGGAAGGACGACAUGGGUCGCCCCUCACGACUCUGCAAACACGCCCUGUACAGCCGCUGGGUGCGCCUGCACUCCAAGUUUUCUUCCAUCUUGCGGAUCAAAAUGCUGAAGCCGAGCUCGUACCAUGAAGCCAAGCAGGCGGCCGCAGAGUACCACUCCGCUAAGAAGGCGCUGAUCAAGGCCUUCCACAAGGCCGGCCUGGGGGCCUGGGUCAAAAAGCCCAUCGAGCAAGACCAGUUCACCCUCAGCUCCUGAGAGUCCAGGGACGAAGGGGGGUUCCUAAUGGAUCUGCUCCUCCCUCCCUGACCCAGGCUUGAAAGCGAGAGAGCCCUUUACCACCAACCAGGCGUUCACGUCCAUCCCCAUGCGUCAGCACGAACUGAUUCCCGCUCAUCGCUCCCAUUCCUCUGAGGACCUCAGCUUCACGUCUUUCACUCAUCUUUAAAUUUUCAUUUGUCCUGGAUGGUGUUUUUCAUUGUUUGUGUUUUAAACUGGAAUCAGUGGAGGGUUUUUUAAUCAUUAUUAUUCUUUAGCAUUUCCUUUAUAUUUCCUAGAGAAAUCUUGUUCCUCAUUCUGUAGAUGUGGAAACGGGUCCCAUUCAAAAGUUUUGUCUUAAACAAUGACUGUAGACAUUUUAGGGUCAAAUGUAGCCUAGAUACAAGAGAUUCUGUUGCCUAAAACAAACAUUUAUGGACCUUUUAGCUCAAAUUAAAAGCAGUGAUUUUUAUUUAAUUAUGCUGAAAUGUUAAGGAUGUAAAUCUAGUACAGAAAAGUGAAAAUAGUUAUUGAAUCUAAUGUUUUUAACUGACCCGUUCCUUACGACAAGACCAUUUG
Molecule: messenger RNA, 3120 nt
Organism: Nematolebias whitei (Rio pearlfish)
Lineage: Eukaryota; Metazoa; Chordata; Actinopteri; Cyprinodontiformes; Rivulidae
Gene: adarb1b
Product: adenosine deaminase RNA specific B1b
Exons: 12
Coding region: 454-2541 (695 amino acids)
Biological process (GO): RNA processing; adenosine to inosine editing
Cellular component (GO): cytoplasm; nucleolus
Molecular function (GO): double-stranded RNA adenosine deaminase activity; tRNA-specific adenosine deaminase activity; double-stranded RNA binding
Source: RefSeq, a predicted model, not a curated record